UAAACGCAACAACCAGCCGUUGUGGCUACUAUGGCAACUAAAAAUUGACUCUAGCAAGCACGCACAUGUACCGAAAUGCGACAUGGUACGGAGGUGUGUCGUCUCACAGUUUAAAUCCAGUAAGCAAGAAGUGAAGACGAGUUGGAUAGACAUGAAAGAUCUGCGCUACGUUUUGAUCCUGACUUUGGCUCUUGGGCUGGCUUGCUCCUUCUCCUUGCUAGCCGUGCAUGGAGAGAUGUGUAGUGCUGUGACCAAGGCGUCAGCCGGUGACGAUCUUGGCUCGCUCCGCCAGAGGGCUUUCACGGCUUUCCAAGCACAGUGCCGUGGAAAACCAGGCGAUCUCGGCUCUACCACAUCUUGUUCAUUCGCCCUGGAGCCUUCAGAUCCUCCUGGAAUCACGUUCAUCCUGCAGCCCCUGUACGAGCCUUUUCGUCUGGAUUUCCACGUGAAGACCAGGCGCGACGCCAUUUUAGUCUUGGCGGAAGAAAAGACAGAAGAAUCUUCGUUUGCGUGGAUAACCAUUGGUAGCUUCGACAUGCACAGGUCAGCCGUAAGAGCCUGCUUUUUGCUGGAUUCACCUACUUGCCAUGAGUUACUCGGGGGACGAUCGGUUUACGACCACGAGGAACUUCUCGUCAGUGCCGAAGAAAGCCGCCCCUUCUGGGUCGCUUACAAGGACAGCGAACUAUUGUAG
This is a messenger RNA of Acanthaster planci (crown-of-thorns starfish), 694 nucleotides long. RefSeq lists its product as uncharacterized. The record is from RefSeq and is a predicted model, not a curated record. NCBI's taxonomy places the organism in Eukaryota, Metazoa, Echinodermata, Asteroidea, Valvatida, Acanthasteridae.